AGCUUUCUGAAAUUUUUGCUAUUAUAUCGGAAAUGGAUUUAUUCGAAAGUUCAUUGAGGACAUCUGUAGUCUGUGGUGGAGGAAGGGCACGUUAAGAAUUGCUACGAGUGGUGAAAAUGUAUAAAAUGAAUUUGCCUGUGGAUGACGACAUAGAUAAGGCUGUGGAGAGGCGACGAUCUGCAGAGGCUGCACGCAAGGCCCGGGUUUUCAACACCAGGCUCCGUGUGAUAGGCCUCGAUGUGGAUGCCCUCAACCAACAGAUCACAGAGAAAAAGCAUCAGCAAGAAGUAGAGAGAUUGCAGAACAAAGCUGCUGAUGAACGGAUGAAGAGCUAUGGUGAACAGCUGUUGCAGCAAGACAGAGAUGAAAAAGAGAAGCGGGCCUCUCUGCACACAGAACUCACCCAGUAUUGGGCCACUCAGCAGUGUGUGAAAGACUCUCCAGAUGCUGAUUUCAAGUUUAACCUGAAGGGGGCAUACAAGCCCACCAUUCCAGAAAGUUCUUUGGGCCCUGCCAGUAUGCAAAUCUUCAAGGGAGAGGGUAUCGGAGAGGAGCAAAAGCGGAAAGCGCAAAUGCAAAUGACAGAAAGAGAUCUCCGAGCACAGAAAGAAGACUAUGAGAGAAGGUGCAUGGCAGAAAAGCACAAAGAGAUGCUUGUGAGCAAAGAGCUAAUGCGUCAGGACCUGAAGGCACUUCAGCUUGAUAAACUAGAGGAGUGUAAGAGAGCCGCUCGCAUCGCACUUGACAACUUCAAUCAAGCUCUGGCUGCACAGCAGGCAGAGAACCUGAAGGACAACCACAGGCGAGAGCAAAUGGAGGACCAUGCAGACAUUUGGCACACUCUGACAUCUGACAUGAUGACAGAAGGUGCAGUGGUGGCAAGAACAAAGGUGGGAGGAGGGAGGUCAGCCAGGGUUCUGACAGACAGGUGGAAGGGGAUGAGCCCAGAGGAGCUGAGUGCAAUCCACAGGGAAAGAGAAGCACAGUGUGUGGAGAGACAGAAGCAGCGUGAUGCCGAAAAGGUUCUGGAUGCAGCUUGGCACCUCCAGCAACUGAGGUUUUCCAGAGAAGCAGAGGAGGAGGAGAAGAAACAAGCAGGACUGAGGGCAGAGAUGAGGAUUCAAAUGGACCAGUACAAUAUGCAUCUGGCCAAAGAGCAGCAGAUAAAACAGGAAUACCUGAACAAGAAGGUGUACACCAACAAACCCACUAAGGACUACUUUCUUCAAUUUAACACCAGCUCCCGCUGAUAACGCACCACAUGGCACAGUAUUGUUUUUAACAGUGAAAUGUUUUGGCACAUUUCUGAUUUUUUUCCUACUCCUGUUUUUUUUUUUUUUUUUUUUUUUGCAUAUUUGUCAAACGUAAUUGCCUCAGAUGCUCAUACAAAAUGUAACAGGAUAAAAACAACUCGAAUCAACAUAUAAUACAGCUGAUUGAUGUUGUGUUACCAUUGCAGGCCCCAUGUCUACCAAUAAAAUGCUUCCUUUCUUGAAAUCACAAAUCA
This is a messenger RNA of Thalassophryne amazonica, 1507 nucleotides long. RefSeq names its product RIB43A domain with coiled-coils 1 (gene ribc1). The transcript has 8 exons. Bases 117 to 1250 code for a protein of 377 amino acids. The record is from RefSeq and is a predicted model, not a curated record. NCBI's taxonomy places the organism in Eukaryota, Metazoa, Chordata, Actinopteri, Batrachoidiformes, Batrachoididae.